Molecule: messenger RNA, 4840 nt
Organism: Cyprinodon variegatus (sheepshead minnow)
Lineage: Eukaryota; Metazoa; Chordata; Actinopteri; Cyprinodontiformes; Cyprinodontidae
Gene: per1b
Product: period circadian clock 1
Exons: 20
Coding region: 447-4784 (1445 amino acids)
Biological process (GO): circadian regulation of gene expression; entrainment of circadian clock by photoperiod; negative regulation of transcription by RNA polymerase II
Cellular component (GO): nucleus; cytoplasm
Molecular function (GO): transcription corepressor binding; transcription cis-regulatory region binding
Source: RefSeq, a predicted model, not a curated record
GGAGCUGAGAGGUGCAUGCAGAGCAAGUACUGAGACCGCAAGGGAGUUUAACCGAUACUUAGUGGAUUUCUCUUGUUUCUUGGGAAGAAAGUUUCUUUUGCUUAAGUGGGAAUAUAACACCAACGGUAUAUCUACGUUUGAGCACUAGUAAGGUUGCCUUUUAGGAUCUGAAGCAACUCGUCUCUUCGCAGCAAAUGUUUUUCUUUUUUGCUUUUUCUCUCUCACGCUGACUCUCCAUUGCUCAUCCCAUCUGUUGGAGGACUCGCUGCCAAGGCUGCUUCAUAACAAGACGUUCAUCUGUUGUCUGUGCGACUUUAAGUGACACUUUGAAGGCUUUUGGAGCCUUUUUUGCCCUCAAGGAGGGCUUGAAGCGUUUUUUGUUUUCAAGAAAACUUUUUCUCUAUUUUUUUUUUUCUUCUCUAACCCAGCAAAGAUGAUUCACUUAUAUGUACAUAGCAGUCCUACUUAAAAUUAAGUUGCUCCAGUUAAAUUCUACGACUUCAUCCUACACUAGUAUGAGUUAUGACAGCUCCACAUCAAUGCCCAGCAGCAGCUGUCGGGGACGAGCAUCGGGGACCUGCGACAAGGACCGGGAGGACGAGGUGAACGAGCAGAAAACCACCUGUCCCAAUGUCUCCGACCAGGAGCAGGGAGGUGCGUCCAGCCUGUCCGGAGACCAGAGGGAGUCGCACUCGGACGACAUGGACGGCGUUUCCAGCGGGAACGACUCCGGGGAGAGGGAAAGCGAGGGCAGGGCUGGGAGGGAUGGAUUAUGCGGACACCAAUCCACGCCCAGCUCCCACAGUCACAGCUCCUCCAAUGGGAAGGACUCCGGCAUGAUGCUGGAGACCACCGAUAGCACCAAAAGCUCCAACUUCCAGAGUCUGUCACCUCCCAAUGGCUCUCUGGCCUACAGCCUGCUGUCCCACAGCUCGGAGCACAACCCGCCCUCCACCUCCGGCUGGAGCAGCGACCAGUCGGCCCGGCUGCAGACGCAGAAGGAGCUGAUGAAGGCCAUCAAAGAGCUGAAGCUCCGUCUGCCAGCUGAGCGCAAAGCCAAGGGCCACUCCAGCACCCUGAACGCUCUUAAAUACGCCCUGCAGUGUGUCAGACAGGUCCGAGCCAACAAAGAGUACUACCACCAGUGGAGCGUGGAGGAAUGCCACGGCUGCAGCCUGGACCUGUCCACCUUCACCAUCGAGGAGCUGGACAACAUCAGCUCCGAAUACACCCUGAAAAACACAGACACGUUCUCCAUGGCCGUGUCUUUCCUGUCGGGGAAGGUCGUGUACGUUUCCCAGCAGUGUUCAUCCCUGCUGCGCUGCAAGCCCGAGUGCCUCCAGGGGAUAAUGUUUUCGGAGCUCCUCGCUCCGCAGGAUGUCAGCACCUUCUACAGCAGCACGGCCCCCUGCCGACUGCCGCCCUGGGCGUCCUGCAUCGGCUCAGCUUCUCCCCCCGUCGACUGCAACCAGGAGAAGUCCAUGUUCUGUCGGAUCAGCGGCGAUCGGGCGCAGGGGGGCGAGAUGCGUUACCACCCGUUCCGCCUGACGCCCUACCAGCUCACCCUCAGAGACUCGGACGCUGCAGAACCGCAGCCCUGCUGCCUGCUCAUCGCUGAGAAGGUCCACUCUGGAUACGAAGCUCCUCGUAUCCCUGCAGACAAGAGGAUCUUCACCACCAGUCACACUCCCAACUGCCUCUUCCAGGAGGUCGAUGAGAGGGCGGUGCCGCUUUUGGGCUACCUUCCUCAGGAUUUGGUAGGGACCCCCAUCCUGCUCUACAUCCACCCAGACGACAGGCCAACGAUGGUGGCCAUUCAUGAGAAAAUUUUUCAGUUUGCAGGACAGCCCUUUGACUACUCGCCCCUCAGGAUGUGCGCCCGCAGCGGGGAAUACGUGACCAUCGACACCAGCUGGUCCUCCUUCGUCAACCCCUGGAGCAGGAAGGUGGCGUUUGUCGUCGGACGUCACAAAGUCAGAACGAGCCCCCUGAAUGAGGACGUGUUCACCACGGCGAUGGGUGGCGAAAGUCGAGUCACCACGCCUGACGUGGUCCAGCUGAGCGAGCAGAUCCACCGGGUUCUGGUCCAGCCGGUCCACAGCGGCGGCUCCCAAGGCUACAGCUCUCUGGGGUCCAGCGGUUCCCGUGGCUCCCAGCAGCAGCACCCCAGUGCCUCUGCCGCCUCGUCCAGCGAAAGCAACGGCCCCGCCAUGGACGAAGUCGCCGUUGCGGCCUCGCACAAGCCUAUGACGUUCCAGCAAAUCUGCAAAGACGUCCACACGGUCAAGACCAACGGGCAGCAGGUUUUCAUCGAGUCCCGGAACCGUCCUCCGCCUAGAAAAAACACCUGUGCUGGUGCAGCUGGUUUCAGAACCAUAAACAGCGACGCAAUCAGAGAGUCGAUAGCAGACCUGACUCAGUCUCCGAGGUCCCUGGUUCCUGCUGCUCUCCUGCAGAAGGAGCCCUCCACCGGUUACUCCUACCAGCAGAUCAACUGCCUGGACAGCAUCAUCAGGUACUUGGAGAGCUGUAACAUUCCUAACACUGUGAAAAGGAAGUGCGGCUCCUCCUCCUGCACCGCCUCAUCCACGUCCGACGAGGACAAAAAGGCGAACUCCGGCGGCCACGACAACGGUGGUUCAGUUAACCUCGUAGGUGAACCACCUCCUCUGCCUCCCCUGACCAUGGCUUCGAAGGCAGAGAGUGUAGCCUCAGUUACGUCUCAGUGUAGCUUCAGCAGCACCAUCGUCCAUGUAGGAGACAAGAAACCUCCCGAGUCAGACAUUGUGAUGGAGGAGGCUCCUCCAACUCCAACCCCUGUCACUACAGCUACCCACCCAAAACCUCCCACUACUACCAGCUUGACUCCAGCUGCUCCUAUCAGUACAACCACAUUCCCUUCUCCUCUUCCUCCUCCGCCUCCCCCUCCUACUCACCCUCCGGCAAGUCAGCCGGAGAGGGACAGCUGGCGGAGCGGAAGCGUGGGAGGUGUGGCGGCAGGAGGCGGAGCUCCAGGCCGGCUGGGCCUGACCAAGGAGGUUCUGUCUGCCCAUACGCAGCAGGAGGAGCAGGCCUUCCUCGAUCGCUUCAACGAUCUGAGCAGGCUGCGGGUCCUGGAUCAGACGGCGUCUCUGACCACGCGAGGCCAAACCCCGCCUGCACUGUCUCGAGGUGUUCGCUGCUCUCGCGAUUACCCGGCUGCUGGAAGCGGCACAGGCCGACGGCGAGGCCGUGGAGGUAAGAGACUCAAGCACCAGGAGUCGUCGGACCAACUCGGUUCUCAGCCCCUGAAUCGUCAGGACUCUAGAGCACCCGCAGCCUCUGCCCCCCUAAACGUUCCCAUCGGACACUCAACUAACUCCCCAUCAUGGCCGUCUGCGGGCUCCCAGGCCAGCGUUCCUGCCGCUUCCUUCCCCCCUGGUAUGCUUCCCAUCUACCCUGUCUACCCACAGCUCCCCCAGCCUUUACCAGGCUAUGAUCCCACACGUUUCCCCCCCACCCAGAUGGUACCUCCCAUGAUGGCUUUCGUUCUGCCCAACUACAUGUUCCCCCAAAUGGGGAUGCCCAUGUCUCAGCCUGGCGGCUCUGGACAAUUCUACAACCCCACCUACAGUUUCCCCGGGAUGUCCCCCGUCCCUUUCCAAUCUAUAUCCAAUCCUCUUCCCGGGGCGGGCGCCUGCGCCCCAUCCCGCAGCAGCACCCCACAGUCCUUCACUCAGACGCCCGCUGACCGCGAGGGGGCAGAAUCCCCCCUCUUCCAGUCCAGAUGCUCCUCUCCUCUCAACCUGCUACAGCUGGAGGAGACGCCCAGUAACCGGUUAGAAGUGGCCACAGCGUUGGCAGCGUCACAGCAGGCUCAGCCCUCUGUGCAGGGCGCCGCAGCAGGGGUCCAAAGCUCCGCAAAUAAGAGGAGCUCUGAGGAUCCUUCCAAAGAGAACGAGAACGUUGAAGCUGUAGAGUCCAACCAGGACGCCAUGUCCACCUCCAGCGACCUGCUGGACCUGCUGCUGCAGGAGGAUUCCCGCUCAGGCACCGGCUCAGCCGCCUCUGGUUCUGGAUCCUCGGGUACACGGUCCUCUGGAUCAGGCUCUGGCUCUAAUGGGUGCAGCUCCUCUGGAACCAGCGGAACCAUCAGCAGCCAGGGCAGCCACACCAGCAAGUACUUUGGCAGCAUCGACUCCUCAGAGAAUGACCACUCUCGUAAACAGCCAGCAGGGGGCGGCAGUAGCGCAGGAGGAGACGGAGGGGAGGAUCAGUUCAUCAAGUGUGUGCUGCAGGACCCCAUCUGGCUCCUGAUGGCCAACACUGAUGACAAGGUCAUGAUGACGUACCAGCUGCCUGUCAGAAACAUGGAGACGGUGCUGCAGGAGGACCGUGAAGCUUUGAGGAACAUGCAGAAACACCAGCCUCGCUUCACAGAGGAGCAGAAAAAAGAGCUUGGCCAGGUCCAUCCCUGGAUCCGUACGGGACGUCUGCCCCGAUCCAUCAACAUCCCCGGCUGCACAGGGUGCAAGUGUCCCCCCUCUGUACCUCCCACCACACCUUUCGACGUAGAGAUCCAUGAAAUGGAGCUCUGCACCGCGCUGAAAACCCAGGAAGAGUGCAGCAGCAAGGAAACGGCGGCUCGCGCUGAGACGGCGAUGGACGACGUCCAAUUAGAGGAUGAAGACGAGGAGGAGGAGGCACAAAGGAAAGACCCCCAAACACAAGAGAAUACAGAAGACAUGGUGCAAAAGGAGGAGAGAGUGGAAGCAGAGACGGUUAAAGACCGAACAGAGACUUAAUACGAAAAAGAAAAGCACUUGCGUUUUAUCACUUUCCUGCUCAUCUGCAGAGAAAA